This is a messenger RNA of Symbiodinium sp. CCMP2592, 3291 nucleotides long. The record is from the annotation of a GenBank genome assembly. Lineage: Eukaryota; Dinophyceae; Suessiales; Symbiodiniaceae.
AUGUCAGACGGAGAAUCAUCUGACCUCUCAGAUGGUGCGUCGAUCAAGGUCAACUGCUUGGAUUGUGGCAAACUAUGCUCGAUCAACAAAGCUGUCAAGUUUGGGAGGCGCUUCAGAGACCCCAAAUGCCAUUCAGCUUACAGGUGGCUGACCACGAACGAUCCAGAAUGGCAAACAAAGUCGCCAGAGGAGAAACGAGAGACAGUGAUCGCAAACCGCGGCCAAGGAGGUCGUGGAACGGCGAGGAAGCUUGUCGCUAUUCACGAAGUUGAAGUGGACAAGUAUGCCGACAGUGCUACAGCAGCGGGCUUGAUGUGCAAUGUCGCAUUUUUGCAUGUUGCGAUCAAGUUCUUCUUUACCAACCUGGUCAGGUUCAAGCGCAAGGGCGCGAAAUGGUACGGGUGGAGCGAAGAGCGGGCGCAACAGGAGUGGGACAAGGCAGUUCGCGACAAGAACGUGAAACGCAAAACCGAUCAGUACGGGAACUUGACCAUCGCGAAGCUGGCCGAAGAGUCGGAUGUGUCUGGCUUACGGAUCGGCAACAAGCGCAAAAUCAUGGAAAAGAACAAGCACAAAGUUGGUGAUGAAGAAGCUAUUGAGAAUUUGUCAACAGGUCUAGCUCAGUCGCGGCUAGAUGUCGAGGUGAAAAUGUCGGCAGCUUCAGGACUCAAUCUCCUGACUUUGAACGACAACACGCGGGCCGGCGCCAAGGCCAAGGCCAAACCAAACAAAAGUAGCAAAAGGUCGCGAGAGGCAGGUGCUGAAGAAGAUGGCCCACCAUCUUCCUCAAAGUCGCGGAUAGACCCAGAGGCAAAGAAGAGACUUGAUCAACUGAAGAUUGACUCCGAAGUGGUCAAGGUGAGUCAGAAGUGGGUUGGUCGCAUCAAGAACCUCAAUGUUGAGGCCUCGCAGUCCUUGGCUGCAGCUGAACAUUUUCCAGAAUUGUCAGCGUUGAGCGACGAGGUUGGGGAAGCUUUGGAGAAGCUCGCGCUCAGCGGGCCGAUUGUGCCCAUGUCACCCAGCAUGAAGUCGACGCGACUGGGUAUGCUGGGCGACAAGUUGCAAACAGACCGCAGUCCUGAGGCAACGCAUGCACUCACACAGUGUAGAUCAAAGAAGGAUUUGAGUGAGUGGGACAGGCGCAUGGCAGGCCAUGAAGGGUUGUUGAAAAAGGCGCUGACGCAAUUGGACAAGGAUAUUGAGCACCACCAGGAACAGGCAGAGAAAGAGAAGGCGAUGAAGGAAAUGUUAGAGGCGCGGCUGGAGAAGAAGAAGAGAGCAAUGGAGUCACGGAAGGCAAAAGGCAGGGUAGCCGGCAUCAAGCAGGGUAAGGCGCAUGAGGAGCUCCAGAGUGGGAGUGGGGAGGAUUCGGAUGGAUCCGAUGCAGUGCCGGGUCAAGACAAAAAUGGUCACGGUGGUGGUAAGAACCCCGGGCAUGCAGAUAAUGAAGAUACCAAGGACCAGGAGUGGCGGUUCGCGCAAGGGGCUGAUGCUUUGAUCAGGAACAAAGCAGUCGGUGUGGAUUAUGUUAGCCGUGGCUCUUCUUCCGAUUCCGUGACUUUCGUGAACCCAACGAUGCUCACAAGCCUGGACUUGAAAGGGUUCGGGUUUGACCAAGAAGUCUCAGAUGCUAUGUACAAAGAGCAUGUUAUUGGGAGCGAUGAUGAGGACGAGCAUUCUGCCGAUGAUGACGGUGAUGAGGGCAAGCCAAAGAACUUGACAUAUUUCAAGUCAGUGAUCGCAUCGCCGGUGGAUGAAUGGACCAAGAGUUUGCCCGAAGUACUCGAGAAGUUGGUUGCAGGUGUCGACGCUGUGCAAGGCUUGCUUGAGCACGACUUCAUGCCGUCUGAGUGGUCCAAAGUGCUCAGUGGAAAGAUCCAGUACUCAGGGCCGCGUCACAAGUGGAUGGGCUUUUCCGAUUUGCUGUGGGGCAGAUUGGUUUGGGCUGUUGGAGGAGAACGUGUCUGUGUCGGGAUGCCACUUAUGGCUUUUCAAAAGGACAUCGCAGAUGCCAGCGCUGACAUCGGUGGCAUCUGCACAAGGUUCGCAGGCAUGUCACGUGAAGAAAUCAAGAACUCUGGAGGUUUCGCUUGCCUCGUGGAGUCAGGCGAUGUGCUUGUGAUUCCACCAGGGUACUUGCUGGCCGACGUGAACACGGGGUGCUUGGAAGAUUGCCCGGUGGAAUCGGAGGAUGCCCCGGCUGAUGUGUUCCCUGUAUUAACACGGGACCAGCUCAUGAAUUUCGACCUCGGGGUCUACGAUGCCGCCAUCCGUCUUUGUACUGCUCAUAGGGGCUUGUGCGACAACUUCAAGCAUGGUAGAAAAAUGGUGUGUCAUCUUCAGCAGAAGCUCAACGGUGUGAAGGAUGAAAUCCAAAGCCCUGUUCGCGGCGGUCGUGCCCCUAAGUUUGCUUCAGAUCCAGAUGCUUCGGUAACUCCGGAGACGUCCAGCCUCCUGGAGCUUAAGCCACACGACCUGCAGUUGGUUCCUUGGGUGUCGGAUGACGAUGAUGCUUCCGUUCAGCUUGCAGUUCAUGAAGCAUUAUCAUUGGUGACGACGGCUGUCACGAACGAGGAUUCCAGCAUGUGCGAUGGUCUGCUGGACUGUGCAGCUGUUCGUCUCGAGCGUGUGUUGAACGUCGCUGGAGUGACCAUCGAUGCCUUGAACUCGCAGGCCCAUGCUAUCCUUCAGCAGACCCACGAGGAUUGCCAUAAGGCACAGGAGUUGUGGCACCAGUUGGUGGAGCGAGUGAGCCACCGUGCAACUGCGAGCAGUUCAACAUCCGCUCAUCCUCGCCCUGUCGCCCUUUCGGAUGCUCCUGGCGCUCAUCGUGACUAUGCUGCCUUUGUCGAUGCUUCGCAAUGCGAGGCGCUUGACAAGGAGUUCGACGAGCUGUCCCAGAGCAUGACCGCAGCUCCGGAAAACGAGCCGCAAACACCUGUCCCAAAACCAAAACUUUCAAACACAUUCGUGGACACCACACAGGCGAACUUUGACAAGUUCUUUGACGCGGACCUACGCAGGCAGGAGAAAGAAAAGGCGCAGGCGAGGAAGCUUGCUGAUCCCCCGGCCCCGACCCCAGCCCCAGCAGAUGCACCCAGCACGAAACCCAACAAAUCUAAGCCAUCUAAGCCUUCGUCUGCGGCCAAAUCCAAACCAAGCCCGAGCGUGAAGAAGGCGUCCAAGUCACCCAAAGCCAAAGGCAAGAGCAAGGCGAAGGCAGCGCCUAAGGACAAGACUAAGGAAGCCCCAACCCCGAAGGGGGCAAGAAGGAAGGCUGCAUCGAAGUGA